CUCUUCUCGUUCUUACACGUGUACGAAUUCCUGUCAAGCAUUUAUUACCAGUCCCAUCUUUCAAAUUCUAAGUCAAUCAUGCAGGAAAAGUUUUCUUUCUCCCAUAACUGCCAUGCCUUUUAAUCUUCUUUCUCUCUUCUCAAGUUUCUGCAUUUUUCCACAAAUCGUUAUUCCCGAUUGCCAUUUAGUUCUCAUUCUUUCAUCUUGCCCAAAUUUGACUAAGAGUUUUAUGCUCCCUUCUUUCUUUUGCCACAAAUAUCUUUUUCUCUCUAGUAAUCGUUCCUUCAUGGCUUCAAAACAUUCUAGCAAGACUUCAUCUAAGGCAUCGUCUUCAUCUUCGGUCGUCAAUCCUACCAAGAGCCCCAAAACCCUUACUGAAAAAUAUGACGAAGUGUGUCGAAUUAGAAUGCAAGUGCACCCUCCCUUCUAGCAUUACUAUCUAUCGUUUAACUGAGGAAGAGCUCAAGAAAUGGCUCUUCAAAGACAUUUGCACCCUUGGUGAAAUCGUUAUUGGGCCCAAACAUCUGAAAUUGAUCCAAUUUUCGAUUCCUCCCCUUUUGAUUCAUCUGUUAGUGAUUACCCAGAUUGAUUUGAUGCAGCUCAUCCCAAAUGCCAUUCAAUCAGUAUGUGGUGCUGCUAUGACCAAGCCUCUUUACAAAACCUCCAUCUCUGUUCACGAAAUUUGCUCAUGCUUAUCUCACACUCUACACAAUCAAACUCAGGAUGAUCGCUCAUUCAACACUUACUACCUUACUCCCCAGAGGAAACACUUUAUGUUCAAAGAUCAUGCGAUGACUAAUAAACAUUGGAAUGAGCUUCCUUUUGGGGUCGGGGGAGACUGGUACCUCCCAUAUGUGCCCAAUGACAUCUUCGCUUUGCCGCGGUUUUCCAGAAAGAAAUUCAAUGGCUUCAAACGUUGCAUGGUCUUCGUAGCGCGAGUCCCAAAUCCAUUUUCUCAAAAUCAUUCUUGACCACAAGGAUGUGUUUACUACCAUUGGGCGCUUGUUCAAGAGUCGUCUUAAGAGCUACAUGUCAAGACUCGGUUUCCCCCACACUAUUGAUUUCCAUGCUACUUUCCCCUUUGUUGGACGCGACAACCAAGUGGAACAACAAUAUUAUGAUAAGUAUCUGGCGUGUGUAUCAUUUUAUACCGUCGGCCUCAAUUUUUCCCACUAUGCCCCAUUUCCUCUUAAUGAGAUUUCAACACUUUAGGGCAUGAUUUUAACUGGUUCUGUGCAGUUUGUAGAUGCUCAAGAAGCGAGCUCUAAUUUUUAGGACAAUUAUGAUGCUGAUCCUGCUCAGAGCACUCACUCCCCUUCAUGAUCUUUCUCAUUAGAUGAUCAUCCCGACCUCACAUUGGCUUCUACAUCUCUCAACAGUUUAGUGAUCACCCCAUCCAGCGCUGAUCCCUCUCUUGCAUUUGUGUCAAGUGAUGCUGCUCAUUCAGAUGUUGCGGAGUUCACAGUUUCCCCAUCGCCCACCGGACUAAAAGUAAAACUCUUGCUCAGAGAGAUAAAGGCACUAAGAAUUCAGGCUCCAAACUGGGCAAAACCAAACAGUCUUCCAAAUCAUCUGCUCAUACUGAACCAUCAGAACUUCCUCCUACCCUUAAACGUAUAACACUCCCUCCUAUUUCCAAGAAUAAGGAUGGAUUGUCCCCUUCUGCUUCUUCCACGGGCUCUUUACCCCCUACUCUUACUAAUUCUCCAUCUUCAAAACUACCGCCUUUGGCAUCUCUUCUUCCACGCUCUGACCAAGAAAGGAGAGUUAAUCCCGAACUCCAUGACGUGCUCUUCAGAGCUAGAAAUAUCACUGCCCCAUUCACGGGGUCGAGUUCUCUUCGUCCUUCUCCCACAAAUGGAAUUUCCACUUCCUUACCAAAUUCAAGCUCUAUUCCUUCAUCAGAUUCUGUCAUAGUUUCUACAACAGUUGCCCCACGGGCUCACCUUCCAUUGAAUUUGAUCCUCCAAUUAUUGAAUCAACUUCUCUGCCACUUAGUGGCAUCCAAACUCUGAAUAUUUCUGCUCCCCUUGUCGAUCGUGUUGAUCCUUGUCGCCAUGUCUUACCAGUUUCUGCAGAAUGUUCCACCCCACUGAAUGCUCUUGAGCAACACUUGGGUUCUGUUUUACUUGGCACCCCUAAUUUUUCUGCACUCACUACAAGUGAGAGUCUUGGGGUUCUAAACAUGGAUGAUUUCCAAUAUUUUCAGCUUUCACAAGAUUUCCCUGAUGUUUAUGGUUCCUUCAACACUAACACGGUUGUUUACGAACCAUCACUUCCCAUGGUGUCUACUGCUCAGCUUUCUGAAGAAGUUGCUCUAGCCUCAAUACAAGUUAGCAUGGCCACUGCUGCUUCUUCUGACCUUGCCCUUCCUGUUAGCUCUAUUGUGUGCACUACCAAUGAUGUUCCAAUCACUGGCGUUAGCAUUCCUCCCCCAAGUGUAUCAACUGUGCAAAGCAAAGUUGAUGCAAUUGUGAAUCUGAUUGGCCUGAGCAAAGAGCAUAGCAAGAAUGUUCAGUCUUCUAUACAGUCAAUUGUGGCAAGGGCAGAGGAAAUUCUGUCCUGCAGUUCUUUUGAUGAGGAAAAAGUUCUAGAGUUGUCUCCAAUGCAAGUCGCGACUUCUACGGUUCGAAUGUGGAGUUCGCUAUCUCCCUCUUUUGUCGCUAAACAACUAGAAGUGCACCUUACUAUGACCAAAUUUUAUCAAGAGCUGCACAAGUCGCAUGCUGAUGAUGACCUGUCUAUUUUUCAUCAACGUUAUGAUAUGGAUAUUAAGCUGCACAGAUCUGCCCGGAGGACCAUGCUAGACUGUGUCAGCAAUAGUAGAACGACUUUAUUCAAGACGCAGAACAGGCUGAAGCGAGCUGAAGAGAACAAAAUUUUGAAGCGACCCAAACUAUCUACUCUGAACUCAAAAGUAAAUGCCAAGAGUUGGAUGCAAAGUUAGUAUCUAACAGUGACUGGCAGAGGAAAUACGAUGAACUUUCUACAAAGGAUGACAAGAUUAAGUCAGAAGUUGAAAAGACAAAGGAAGCUCACAAAAUUAUCGUUAAAAUUCUGCUUGAAGCUUGCAAAGAGAAAGAGCAGUUACGCGAUAGCCUACAGUCUGCUAAAUUCGUUCUUCAAGAGGAAGUAGAUGUACUACGAUCAGAAGCUAGGUUAGCCAAAGUAACGCUCGAAAGCAAAGACAAAUGUUGCAAAUCUACUUUGGCUGAUUUGGAAAAGUCUCAUAAAGAAGCUGAUCGCCUUCGCUCUGAUCAUGCAGCGGAAGUAUCACGCUUGAAUAACAAAAUGGCACAACUUACUUCGAUAGUCCAAAAUCUGGGAAAUGUAAUCGCUUUUAUCCUAUUAUAAUUGCUUGUUAACUUUAAUAUGAUCUUUCUUAUUCAUUACAAAUUAGAUGGACUUAUUCGUUGACUUAUUUACACAGAAACUAUAAAUGAGUCAGUAAGAUUGCAUAGAGGCUUUGAUUUUGGAUAGAUACUGUGCUUAACAGAAAAUGAGCAUUAUGGGUCGAACGGAUGUAGCCUACUACUUGGAAUGCUUAAUCCAAUGUGAUACCCAAAGUCUGAAAGAUAAACAUGACUUCCUGGAAGGAUAUUUUGACGAUCAUGGGUUGACGGUGGGCCAGUACAACGCUGAUACACACAUAGAAAAGAUUGGUGAUCUCGAGAUCUACUACCCCAACGAGCAUAUCCAGGUGCUAAGGGAAGUUGGGGAUCCAAUUGGGCUUAUUUAUGAUGCAGGUGGUUCAACAUGCCAAGUUGGUGUUAGGAUUAAUGCUCUAAAAGCAUGUAAAGUCAUUUUAUUGGUUUUAAAUAAAAGUUUAAUUUUAUUAUAUUUGAAUGUUAUAAUUAUUGUUUGAAUUAAUUAUAUAAUAAUAUCAACAAAAUUCUCUAUUCAUUCA
Humulus lupulus (European hop) is the source of this 3907-nucleotide messenger RNA. RefSeq lists its product as uncharacterized. The coding region runs from base 2186 to 2947 and encodes 253 amino acids. NCBI's taxonomy places the organism in Eukaryota, Viridiplantae, Streptophyta, Magnoliopsida, Rosales, Cannabaceae. The record is from RefSeq and is a predicted model, not a curated record. The transcript is spliced from 3 exons.